AUGAGGUCAGCAUUGGGACUACCGACCCGAUGGGCAGCCAUUCUGUGUCUGCUAGCAGCUUUGUUCUGCUUGAUUCAACCCUCUGCAUCCGUCAAGGAACACGACUUCAAAAAGUGCGACCAGUCCGGGUUUUGCAAACGCAAUCGUGCCUAUGCCGACAACGCCAACACCCACAGCUCAACCUGGAGCUCUCCCUAUGAAGUUCUACCCGAAACCGCAAAGUUCAAAGAUGGCCAAUGGCAAGCCGUGAUUCUCAAGACCAUCAACAACGGUGAGAAGGCUGCACUACCUAUUACGGUGUCACUUCUGAAGAGCGGUGUCGCCCGCAUCUCCAUCGAUGAGGAAAAGCGACAAAAGAAAGAGAUUGAGCUGCGACAUAAUAGUAAAGCCAGAAAAGAGCGCUAUAAUGAAGCAGAAGACUGGGUAAUCGUCGGCGGACUGGAGCUGGAUAAGCAGGCGCAGGUCGCCUUCCAGGAUAAGUCUCAGGCCAAUAUCAAGUACGGCGGCGACGACAAAUUUGAAGUUGUCAUCAAGUUUUCACCAUUCGAAGUCGAUUUCAAACGUGACGAUGAAUCUCACAUCAAAUUCAAUGACCGUGGACUGUUCAACAUGGAGCACUGGCGACCAAAAAUCGAAAAAGAGAAGACCGAAGGCGAUGACAGCAAGGCUGAAGAGAACGCCAAGACUGACGAUGGUGAGGACGAGAGCACCUGGUGGGAUGAGUCCUUCGGUGGCAACACCGACUCCAAACCCCGUGGUCCGGAGAGUGUGGCUAUGGAUAUCUCCUUUGUUGGAUAUGAACAAGUCUUUGGCAUUCCGGAACACACCGGCUCCAUAUCUCUCAAGCAGACCCGUGGCGGCGAUGGGAACCACCAUGAGCCUUAUCGUCUGUACAACACCGAUGUCUUCGAGUACAUCCUAGAUAGUCCCAUGACCCUAUAUGGCGCGAUUCCUUUCAUGCAGGCGCACCGCAAGGACUCCUCUGUUGGUGUCUUUUGGCUUAAUGCCGCCGAGACUUGGAUCGACAUUGUCAAGGGCAAGGACCACAAGAACCCCCUCAGCUUGGGCAAAGGUGCUAGGACUAGUACACAUACCCAUUGGAUUUCUGAGGCUGGUAUUUUGGAUGUUUUCGUCUUCUUGGGCCCGACCCCGCGCGAUCUUACCAAGAAAUACGGUGAACUCACAGGCUACACAGCCAUGCCCCAGGAAUUCUCCGUUGGUUACCAUCAGUGUAGGUGGAACUAUAUUUCUGAUGACGAUGUCAAGGACGUUGACCGCCGAAUGGACAAGUACAAGAUCCCCUACGAUGUCAUUUGGCUUGACAUUGAGUACACAGAGGAGAAGAAGUACUUCACAUGGGACCCCCACUCCUUUGCUGAUCCAGUUGGCAUGGGACAACAGCUGGAUACCCACGGACGCAAGCUUGUGGUAAUUAUUGACCCUCAUAUCAAGAAGGUAGACAACUACGCCGUUAGCUCAGACAUGCUCUCCAAAGACUUUGCUGUUCACAACAAGGAUGACGAGACUUAUGAGGGCUGGUGCUGGCCUGGCUCAUCUAACUGGGUCGACUGCUUUAACCCCAAGGCAAAUGAGUGGUGGAAGACCUUGUUCAAGUACGACUCGUUCAAAGGAACCUUGGAGAACACUUUUCUCUGGAACGAUAUGAAUGAGCCGUCAGUCUUCAACGGCCCCGAGACUACCAUGCCCAAGGACAACAUUCAUUUUGGCAACUGGGAGCACCGUGAUAUCCACAACUUGAACGGCCUCACAUUCCAUAAUGCUUCCUGGGAAGCCAUGGCCAGCCGCAAGAAGGGGGAGAUGCGCCGCCCCUUCAUUCUCACGCGUUCUUUCUACUCUGGCUCUCAGCGACUCGGCGCCAUGUGGACUGGAGACAACCAAGCCAACUGGGAGCAUCUCGCCGCCUCUAUUCCCAUGGUUCUCAACCAGGGCAUCUCUGGAUUCCCCUUUGCCGGUGCUGAUGUUGGAGGCUUCUUUGGCAACCCCGACAAGGACCUAAUGGCCCGCUGGUACCAAGCCGGCAUCUUUUACCCUUUUAUGCGAGCACACGCUCACAUUGACUCACGCCGUCGCGAACCAUACAUGCUCGGCGAGCCGUACACGGAAAUUCUCACUAAAGCACUCCGCCUUCGCUACGCAUUGCUUCCUUCAUGGUACACAGCAUUCUUCCACGCCAACCGCGACGGAAGCCCCAUUGUUCGCCCCAUGGUCUGGACUCACCCGUCUGAGGAGAGUGGCUUUGCCAUUGAUGACCAGCUUUUCCUUGGAACCACCGGUCUGCUGGCGAAGCCUAUUGUCGAAAAGGACAAGUUCUCAACUGACAUUUGGAUCCCCGAUGACGAAAUCUAUUUUGAUUAUACUACUUACCAGAUUCUCAAAACCCAGAAGAACAAACGUGUAACUGUGGAUGCAGCCAUUGAUUCUGUACCGUUACUCAUGCGAGGUGGUCACAUUUUCCCUCGUCGCGAUAUCCCUCGUCGGUCAAGCGCAGCCAUGCGCUUUGACGACUACACCCUGGUGGUGACCGUCUCCAAGGAUGGUUCCGCCGAGGGAGACUUGUAUGCAGAUGAUGGCGAUACUUUUGAUCACGAAAAGGGACAAUACAUCUACCGCAAAUUUAGCCUCGCUGACGGCACCCUCUCAUCUGUUGAUGCAGAGGGUCGCAGUGCCAAGUCAGUGAAAGCUGGUGGUUGGCUGAAGGCCAUGAGCCAAGUACACGUGGAUCGUAUUAUCAUUGUCGGCGCCCCUGCCAGCUUGAAUGUGAAGGAGGUGCAGAUUGCCUCGGAGGGUAAAACGUGGGCGGUCAAGGUUGACUACCACAGUGCUGAGAAGGGGAGGGCAGCAUUCGCUGUGCUUGGUCGGGUGGGUGCUAAAAUUAGCGAAGACUGGAGCAUUAAGAUUUAA
This is a messenger RNA of Metarhizium brunneum ARSEF 3297, 2922 nucleotides long. It is a transcript of the gene gls2, whose product is annotated as Glucosidase 2 subunit alpha. Gene Ontology annotation, molecular function: carbohydrate binding; alpha-glucosidase activity. NCBI's taxonomy places the organism in Eukaryota, Fungi, Ascomycota, Sordariomycetes, Hypocreales, Clavicipitaceae. The record is from RefSeq and is a predicted model, not a curated record. Gene Ontology annotation, biological process: N-glycan processing; carbohydrate metabolic process. Gene Ontology annotation, cellular component: glucosidase II complex.